AUGAUUUCUAAAUUAGUCUUUCUGAUUUUUGUGGCGACAAGUACCUUAGGAGCCCCUACGAAUGUUGCACCAUUGGAAAAACAACAACCAACUAUCAUACCAAUUGUUUCACAAUCUGAGGAACUGGAUGCAAAUGGAACAUAUAAGUUCAGUUUUGAAACUGGAAAUGGAAUAAAAAGAGAGGAGAUAUCCUUUGAUAAGAUUAUUCCAAAGACAACAAGUCGUAGCUCUAACAGCAAAGAAGAAGAAGAAAGCGAUUACAGUGAUGAAAUCCAUGUACAACAAGGGUCAUAUUCAUAUACUGCGCCUGACGGAACCAUCAUUACUUUGAGAUACAUUGCUAACGAGAAUGGUUUUCAACCUAUAGGUAAUCAUUUACCAAGAGCACCAGCUCCAGCCCAAAUUUCUUCAGCAUCAAGUAAAAUGUCUGGACGUGCAUUAAAAUUAUUGGAUAACAGUGAAUCGGCAUCUACACAAACUACUGGUAUAAAAUUACCAUCUGAAAAACAAGUUCAUAAUGAAGUACUUGAGUCUUCCAGAACUACAACUUUAUCUACAGCCGAAAUGACAACUGUUUCUUCUUCUCUACCUCAAGAUUUUGCUAAAGCCACAACUGAAUAUUUUUCAAAUCCUAAAGAAAAGUUAAAAAAUACCAAAACUGUUGCGAUACUUUCUUCUGCAGAUACUGAUGAAAAAUCAGAAAAAAUUGCAACGACUAUUCCAUCACGUAAACAGGGAACUGAAGUAUUUACUGCUUCUGAACUUAAUACUAAAUCAGAUGUGACUGAUUCCUCUAAAACAAUUUCCCUUUCCGGUGAAAUUUUGACAACUACUGAACUAACUCAACCUGUAAAAGAUUUAACAGAAUUUGAGGAAUCUUCGACACGAGCUAUAUCAGAAAAUCAAACAAAUAGCAUGUUAAGUUUCUCGGAAACGACAUUGGCAACGACCGUCGUAAAUACCUUAGAGCUAUCUACUGCAGGACCUACAUCGGCACCCGCGGAAACUAAUGAUACUGUCUCAAAAAAUUAUAAUGUGGAGGGGAAAUCUUCUUACGAAGUCAUAAAAACAACACCAAAAUCAAUAGAAGAAGCAGAAAAAAAAUUAACAGAACAGUCAGUUUCUACUCCGGUAGCGUCCAGUGAUGAUGUAAGCACAUCUGCCACUUCAGCUUAG
Molecule: messenger RNA, 1176 nt
Organism: Parnassius apollo (apollo)
Lineage: Eukaryota; Metazoa; Arthropoda; Insecta; Lepidoptera; Papilionidae
Source: the annotation of a GenBank genome assembly